CACGCGCCCCAACCUCCGAAAAAAAAAGAGAGAGAAAAAGGAAACGCCCCCCCAAAUCGGAAUCCGCACGCACCCCAUGGCCGCCGCCGCCCUCCUCCGCCGCUCGCCGGCGGCUCGCGCGCUCCUCUCGCCGGCCCUCUCGUCCCGCCUCGUCACGUCCAAGCACCACUCCUCGUCCCCCGCGCCUCCGCCGCCGCCGAAGGCGCCCGCGGCCAUGAAGACCUUCUCGAUCUACCGGUGGGACCCGGACUCGCCAUCGACGAAGCCGCACCUCAAGGACUACCAGGUGGACCUCUCCGACUGCGGGCCGAUGGUGCUGGACGCGCUGCUCAAGAUCAAGAACGAGCAGGACCCGUCGCUCACCUUCCGCCGCAGCUGCCGCGAGGGCAUCUGCGGGAGCUGCGCCAUGAACAUCGACGGCGACAACGGCCUCGCCUGCCUCACCAAGAUCUCCUCCGCCUCCUCGGCCUCCACGGUCUCGCCGCUGCCCCACAUGUUCGUCAUCAAGGACCUCGUCGUCGACAUGACCAACUUCUACAACCAGUACAAGAGCGUCGAGCCCUGGCUCAAGCGCAAGGACCCGCCGUCGCAGGAGGGCAAGGAGAUCCUGCAGACCAAGGCCGACCGCGCCAAGCUCGACGGCAUGUACGAGUGCAUCCUCUGCGCCUGCUGCUCAACCUCGUGCCCAUCCUACUGGUGGAACCCAGAGGAGUACCUCGGCCCGGCCGCGCUGCUGCACGCCAACAGGCUUCCGCUGUGGGGGACGCUUAUCAAACCAAAACCCAACAUGUUCAUGCACCUUCAAGCUCGAGGAUACCAUGGGGUGGCAGACAAGAGAAACCUGCUGGACCACAAACGUAGAUUGCUUGCAGAAAAAUAUGAGCUAAGAGGAAAGCUGUAUAAGGCUGUCUGUAGGGACCCUGAUCUUCCGUUGGAUAUGCGGGAAGAGUUUCGCUAUAAGUUGUCAAAGUUGCCAAGAAAUAGCUCAAUGACACGCCUUAGAAACCGCUGCAUUUUCACAGGCCGCCCUCGCGCUGUCUACAAGAAAUUCCGCAUGUCCCGUAUUAUGUUCCGCACAUUGGCGAACAAGGGUGAACUGACAGGGGUAAAGAAAGCAUCUUGGUAGAAGUUAACAAACCAGUAGAUCAAAGCGCUAGCUCUGCAGUAGUCCAGCUAAAUAAGGUUGUCUUCAUGCAAUCUUUCAGUGUUUGAUCCAUGAAACUGUCUUUAAGGUUUCUGACCAGCAGCCAAUUUUAUUUGAACAUUUUUGUUGAAUCAGUGUACUGUACUGUUUUUGUGCCUAUUCAGCAUUUAUGAAGUCAAAGGCUUGUCCCGUAUUAUGUUUCUCAAUGCAUAAAUGUUUUUUGGGUUAUCUUCACACUUUGAUUCAUGAAUUUGCUGUGCCUGUUUCUUGUAUAUGUUCAUAAUGCUUCCAUGUUGCUAAUGAAGUAGUUACUGCGCUCCAAAGCAUCAUCUUGUGCUCUGAAUGAUUGUGAGCAUUGUAUGCUUUGGGUACUUGAUAUCUUGAACCUGAGUGGAGACGUUAGUUUGUGUUUUGUGAUUUUUUUUCACUUAAUAUUAUUUGAUUUAGUGUUGUCUGCCAACUUUAUUCUAACUUCUGGACUAGUAUUUUAGCAAGUCAAUUCUUCAUUGUGUAUCUUGCUGAUAUGUUUAGCCAUUUAUUGUUCCAGUGUGUUAUUUGAUUGUGCCAGGAUUCACACAGUGGCUGUUUACUUCACUUAUUGAUUAUUAAUCCACUUUGUUUGAUGUUCAUUUAUAGGUUUUAAUUUAGAUAAUAGGAACAUGCAGUUUAGCUUUGUUUGCAGCUAGGAUAAUCAGUAUAAAUGGUCUGGUAUACAAUAUGCUGCUUUCUGAGAUGCUUUAGUCAAGUUGAGACUAGUCAAAAUGAGUUAACAGAGGCAGUUUGGUCUUCCUUUGUGCACCAUAAAGUGUUUUUGAAACUUUCAAUGUCACCUUUUGGUUAUAAGUUGUGAGUAAGUGCUUAACUAUUAUAAUAAACUUGUUUUCUCAUUGAACAAACGUUAUCAAUCUUGCUACAUCUGUUUAUGUUACAGGUGUCUUGUGUGUGCAAACUAAACAUUUAAAUUCAAGAGAGGCUAUUUCACUUAUUUUCACGUUCUAGAUUGUAUCUUCUAUGGAGUCUUUCUAUUACGGGCCCAUUUGGUCCAGUUUGAACAUUGAAAUGGUUUGAACUUUGAAAUUGUGAUGCAUUGGUGUAUAAAUGUUUGGCAUACCACGAUUGCUCCGUGCUAUAAACGUGCACUGUUUCUCCAGGUGGAUACAGGACAGCCGUGACCAGUUCACCAAGGAGCGCCUGGAUGCCAUCAAUGAUGAGUUCAAGCUCUACCGCUGCCACACUAUCAAGAACUGCAUUCACGCCUGCCCAAAGGGCCUGAACCCGGCUAAGCAGAUCGACACGAUCAAGAAGCUCCAGAUCGACACCUAAAAUUCAUCGCGCCUUUGAAAUCAAACAGCAGACCCUGUGGAAAUUUGUGAUGAACAUCCCUUUUGUUUUGCAUCGUGGUCUCUACCUGACAAAUAAAUCCCGCUUGGGGCCAACACUCUGGUGCUUGCAAUUAUCAGGUGGAGGUAGAUUAGGGAGUGAACAAUUGCUACCGUAUUUCAUUUUUCCGCUGUAUCUAAUUUGGUCGUCUUCCUUGCCUUGCGUUGUAUGCUCUUAUGGUUGCAGUCAUUCAUGGAUGAUUGUUAUUGACUUUAAUAUUGGUUGCACAUCACCGAA
This is a messenger RNA of Panicum virgatum (switchgrass), 2761 nucleotides long. Its product is annotated as succinate dehydrogenase [ubiquinone] iron-sulfur subunit 1, mitochondrial-like. Bases 77 to 1126 code for a protein of 349 amino acids. Gene Ontology annotation, molecular function: structural constituent of ribosome; 2 iron, 2 sulfur cluster binding; electron transfer activity. Lineage: Eukaryota; Viridiplantae; Streptophyta; Magnoliopsida; Poales; Poaceae. The record is from RefSeq and is a predicted model, not a curated record. Gene Ontology annotation, cellular component: ribosome; mitochondrion. The transcript is spliced from 2 exons. Gene Ontology annotation, biological process: aerobic respiration; translation; respiratory electron transport chain.